Messenger RNA from Lithohypha guttulata, 1692 nucleotides. RefSeq lists its product as uncharacterized. The transcript has 2 exons. The record is from RefSeq and is a predicted model, not a curated record. The coding region runs from base 1 to 1692 and encodes 563 amino acids. Lineage: Eukaryota; Fungi; Ascomycota; Eurotiomycetes; Chaetothyriales; Trichomeriaceae.
AUGGAUGGAGGUAGCUUUGCCACAAGAGAAGAAAUCUGGCGAUUACAAUCAGCCAUCGACGGUCUGUCGACAACUCAGACUCAGCACGCCGAGCGCAUUAUGCGCCUGGAGAAGAGGACUGAAGAUGGUGGCAGAUCAAAGAGUCUCUGGGGACCUUCUUCUCCCUUCCCAUCUGGUUUGAGUUCUUCGCAGACAGAGUCAACCCUCAAUCCUGCUGCGGAAGCCUUCCGUAAUUUUGACAAUGAUACUCCUGGUGGCAUGAUCAGUUCCUUAACCCUCGAUACGAGUGAUGAGUCGCGAAGAGCAGCCUCUAGAGCGGCUUCGGUACGUUUCGACGAAAGCGCGAACAAUUACGCCCCUUCCAGACAAUCGAUAGACUUGCCUACACGAACAGGUAGUGGUCUAGGAGGCCAUCCACUGUCAGAAAGAUCGUUAUCACACCGCUCGGAUGGACGUGGCAGUACGGUAGGCUUCGGAAGAGCAAAUAGUUUUGGUCUUGAGAACAGCCGUCUGCUUGGAUCGAUACACAACUCCCCACGUGUUUCCGGCAAUCCGCCACCUGGUUUGUUUGCCCUUGGACCAUGUCCUGCCAUCGUUCGCUGUUGGCUGACUGAGACCUUCACCAACGAUACCUUGCUUUACGCUGCUGUUUGUACAGGUGCUGCUGUGUCUUCAAUCGGUAUACAAACUCUUCACAAUUUGGGCCUUGACAACUCGAUUAUCGAAGAGAACGGGCUACGAAAGAUAAGACUUCUUGUCUACUUGACGGAGGCUAAGAUCCAAAUACCCUCCUCGAGGUCUGCUAGCCCAUCACCUCAAGUUCCUACGGUGACUGCCAAGUUUGUCGUUGACGAGCGUCCCUCUGCAGACAAGUCGAUUCAAAUCGUUCUCGGUAGUGAUAUACUGCGGCAGCAGAGUGCUGACCUGCUCCUGUCGCAGGACAAGCUCGUCAUCUUCGACGACGAUCGCAAUCAGCUUUCGGUACCAUUGGUCAGACCAGAAGAUGACAAUGUAUACAGACAUCUCGUCACCAAAGCAAGAAGUAGGAGCGGAUCUUCAACGUCUGAAGUCGUCCCUUCUGAUCUGGUCAGUGAAAUAUCAGCGCCUGGAAUUAUUGGUCGUCCCAGCAGACUAAGCUCAGUCACGAGUCCAGCUUCACCACUGACUGAAGUUGUCAAUGGUUCGAUACCUCCAGAACCGUCUGAUACUCACCAGAUCGAAGAAGCCAGGCAGAUUCUAACAAGGUCGGUAACAGAUCUACAGAACCGCCCAAGCGAAGACUCCAAGUCAGGGACGGAGAGCGAAAGGUCGACGACGACGACUCCGUCAAAGUCUAGCUCCGGUGUCUGGUCAUCUUCUUGGCGCAGCGCUGCAGCAGGCGUACCCACGAGCCAAAAACCUGCUGAUCCUCAGAGCUCGACGGCCUUUACGCGGCAUGGCGCACCUCGACCUAUGAAAGUGCUUCGUCCCAACAAGUCAAUGGCAAAUGUGACUCGAAACGCUUCCAGUCCGUCCACACCCACGACAGCGAACGCGAUUGAUACUCAGCCUGUACAGACGGAGAGUUCGAUACAAAGUCCAACUGAGAAGGGUCCUGUGCCAACGAGGACAAACCCGAUAGGAUCAGGGAGUGCUUUCGGGUGGUUGAACUCUGGUGCGUCGAGGAGAACCACGACGAGUGGAGGACCCUGA